This is a messenger RNA of Lotus japonicus, 3423 nucleotides long. RefSeq lists its product as uncharacterized. Bases 294 to 3047 code for a protein of 917 amino acids. NCBI's taxonomy places the organism in Eukaryota, Viridiplantae, Streptophyta, Magnoliopsida, Fabales, Fabaceae. The record is from RefSeq and is a predicted model, not a curated record. The transcript has 2 exons.
UUAGUGGCACAUUAAUCUCCUAAUCCUGCUAAAUCAUUGAGUCCACCAUACCAUACCAUGCCAUACCAGCUCAUGUGAUACAGUCUGUCAAUUACAUCUCAGACUCUUGCCUUUUUCUGUGGAAAACAAGUUGUUCUGCUUCUAAAGUUGAACUGGCUUUCCUUCUUUUCCUUGGAGUUGUUGCCAACCAAAUUAUUCCUCUCACUUGAAACUUUUCUUUAUUUGUUUCUCCAACUCAAGUUUUCUCAACCUUGGAAGUUAGAAGGUCACUUUGAUAGCUUGGAUUUUGUAUCAUGGCUACUGAGACUGUUGUAUCUGAUCAUGCUUCUACAACUGAUGAGAAAUUUGUGAAGAUUGAAAAGGACGAAGCUCUUGCAGAAAAGAUCGCUUCUUUAGCCAACGAAGAUGGAGUCGAACAAGACAAGCCUGAAGAUGCACAAGAUCAAGCUACCCCUUCAUCCAAUACAGAAGGAGAUGAGGUGAAGGCUGAGCUUGCUGCAGCUGAGAUUGAGAAGCCUGAUGAUUCUCCUGUAUUAGAGGCUUCUGCUGAAGAUAUUAAUCUGAAACAAGACAAUGUUGAGGAUGUACAAAUUCCAGAAGCCCCUUUCUCUAAGACAGAAGAAGAAUCUGAUAAGAAACUUGAGCCUGAAGUUACUGUAGACUCAACUGAUGAUUCUGUGCCAUUAGAGUCAAAUGUUGCAGUUGCCGACACUCUUGAAGAGGAGAAGGAACUGAUUAUUGAUUCACAGACUGGUAGUAUCACAGAACCAGUACAUGUUGCAGCAGAUGAGCCACAAUCCACUGAACCUGCUGAGAAGGAAACACCACAGGAGCAAGAAAAGGAACCUGUGGAAACAGAUGAAGAGAAGCAACUCGAGACGGCUAAAAUUCUAGAAGCACCAGCUGAAACCUUAGAAGAAUCAAGUGACGUUGCUGAGAAUAAUCCUCAGAAAGAACCUGAGGUGGUGGAAGAAGCUAAAAUUGUGGAAACAGGUGUCCAAGAGGAGGUGAAGACUGAACCUGAACCUGUGGCCACAGAAAAAACUGAACCAGAACCGGAAUCUGAAGAAAUAUCACAAGUGGCUGAGGAACCAAGCACAAUUGCAAUUCCAGAACCACAAGAGGCAGAGCAACCAAGCACAGUUGCAAUUCCAGAACCCUCAGCUGAAGCAGAUGAGAAACUGGGGGAAACCAUAGAGGAAAAAACAACGGAAGGGACAUUGGAAGAAACCGACAACAAGGAUGUAGAGCCUGCAGAAACUGUGAAAGAAGAGCCUGUGAUUAGUGCUGAAGUUGAGGAAAACAAGAAAGAACCAGAAGAGCAAUCAUUGGAACAAAAGGAAGAGGAGCAACCAAACACAUCAGCAAUUUCUGAAAACUCCACAGAAACCGGUGAUGCCAUUGCCAUAGAGGAAACAACAAGAGAGCUAGAAUUGGAGGUAGAGGCAUUGAAAGAGACUAACAACUUAGAAGCAGGCCCCGAAGAAACAGUGAAAGCAGAGAAUGUGGUUACUGCAGUUGAUGAAAACCAAAUUGAACCAGAAAAACAACCAUUCACACAAGAGGAAGAAGAGAAGCCAAACACAGUUAUCACUGAAACAGCAGCUGAGAGUGAAGAGAAGCCAAACACAGUUAUCACUGAAACAGCAGCUGAGAGUGAAGAGAAGCCAAACACAGUUAUCACUGAAACAGCAGCUGAAUGUGAAGAGAAGCCAAACACGGAUGUCACUGAAAUAGCAGCUGAAAGUGUAGAGCAGCCAGGUGGUACAGCUGAAGUUCAACCUCCCAAAGACUCAGAUAUUGAGGUGGUGAAAGAGACUGGAAACUCAGAGUCAGAAGAAGUGCCUGUGACAGAAGAGAAACCAGAUUCUGUGUCUACUGAAGUGGAGGAAAAGCCAAGAGAGCAAUUACAAGUAGGUGAGGAAGUUGAAGAGCCUAUUAAGGAUGUGGAGACUAAACCUGAAACUGACAAGAGUGAAGAAACUUUGGAAAACACAAUCAAAGAGCCCAUAUCAAUCCAGGAAGAGAAAACUGACAAAGAGGAGGAACCUACCAUCACGGAAAAUACUACACAAGUUUCACCAAGUGAGGAAGCUCAAGCAGCUCCUGCAAAUGUGGUGGAACCUUCACCUGAAGUUCCAGAAGAGAUUGCUGAAGAUGGCAAGAAAGAAUCAAGCCUUACUGAUGUGAUUGAAGCGGUAUCGAAAGAAGUAGCAGGCAUUACAGAAAACCCUGAACAAGCUUCCAUUGACCAGGAGGCUAAAGCUAUUGAGGAAAAGGUUGAGGAACAGAUUGAUGUUGCUGCAAAUGAUGACAAGAAGGAACCAGAAGCACCUGAAUCUGUCCAAGUAUCCUCCAGAGAUGUAGAGGUUGAAACCAAAAAGGUUGAGGAACAGAGUGAGGCAGAGGCAGCUACAACUGAAACAGAAAUUGUGAAGGUAGAGAAUGUUAAAAAUGACACACAAGCAGUGGAUGACAAGGUUGAGGAACAGAUUGCUGUUGCUGCAAAUGAUGACAAGAAGGAACCAGAAGCACCUGAAGCUGUCCAAGUAUCCUCCAGAGAGGUAGAGGUUGAAACCAAAAAGGUUGAGGAACAGAAUGAGGCAGAGGCAGCUACAACUGAAACAGAAAGUGUGAAGGUCGAGAAUGUUAAAAAUGACACACAAGCAGUUGAUGACAAGAAAGAAGAGAAUGCUGACACAAAGGUGGAUGAAAUCUCCACUGCCAUAAGUGAACCUGUUAGAGAAACAUUGGCAUCAAAGUUUAAAGAUGAGGAAUCUAUUGAAACUGGAGUGGAUAAUACAGAGAAAGAACAAGUUGAGGAGCCUGUAAAAACUGAGGUUCAAGACACCAAGGAAAGUGAUGUAACAAAAACAUCCAAAGACCUUCCAAAAGAAACUCCAGCCAAGCCAGCUCAAAAGCAAUCAAACAACAUUAUAUCAAAGGUGAAACAGUCACUAGCAAAAGCAAAGAAAGCUAUCACUGGGAAAUCUCCAUCCUCCAAGAACCUAUCCCCGGAGGCCAAGGGAGACAUUCAAGUCAAAUAAUGGGACAGAUGCAGAAUUUACAUGUUUGCUUCCUUUUUCAUUGUUGGUGUGCAUAGCAUUUAUAGCGUACAAGUUGGUUUCUUCUAUUCAUUAUUAUUUUGUUUUGAAUUUGUUUGAAUGCAAGGAGGUGUGCAGAGUGCAGUGUAUAUAGAAGAUGAUCUAGGCCAUGCUUAGAGGAUCUAGGCCAUGCUUUAGGCAGUACUGUAAAAUUUGAUUGUUUUAUUCUGCUUGAUUCUUUUGGAUAUAUGCAUUGUAUUCAUGAUUGUCGUGAGUAAACAAUGGAAGCCAUUUUAACUUCCAUGUGUUAAAAUGACUGGUUUGUAAGUUCUGUAAGAUGACCUCGUGAUGAUCUAGUAUUGAUUGUUUACUACACAAA